UAGUGUCCUACAAGGCCCUUCACCAUGGUCAAAUACGUGCUUCACUACUUCAAGGCAAACGGCCGCGCUGAGAGCAUUCGGCUGGCUUUCAAGCUGGCUGGGGUCGACUGUGAGGAAGUGAAUAUCGAAUUCUCAGAAUGGCCGAAGAUAAAAAACAGAUAUCCAACCCGGGAAGUUCCGGCGCUAGAGGUUAAUGGACAGAUGCUGUGCCAGAGUAAAGCCAUUCUGCGAUAUUUGGCCCAGGAAUUCGGAUUGUACGGUAAGACAAACUUGGAGGCGGCAUUCAUAGAUCAGGCUAUCGACAUGGUGGAGGACAUCUGGGCAGCGGCUAACCACACUUUCGGUGGGGCAGACAUAAUUUUGAAAGACAAGGCGGAACCAUUCUUGAGAGAAAUAAUCCCGUCCAUUUACGCAUCCUUAGAGCGACUACUCGCCCUUGAAGUAGCUGGCGACUUUUUCGUUGGAAACUCGAUCACUGCCGCUGAUCUCUUCUUUUUCACCGCGAUCGACUUCGUGGAUGUCAUGUCAAAGGGCGCUAACUCGUUGGAGAAGUUCCCCAAGCUGGACGCCCUCAAGAGACGGAUCGCCGCCAACCCCAAGAUUGCGGCUUGGCUGGAUGUCAGACCGCCCGAAGCUACUUUUAAGGAAAUAUAAAGUAGAUUCGCCCGUCUGUGACCAUAGAUGCGACGACGCCCUGGUGCGUUUUCUCCAAAUCACGGGUUCUGUUGAAUAUGCCUCUACACUCGUUUACCAUGACCCGCAAAGUUUUGAAUAUUAGCUUAAGCUUGUUCUUUUUGUUUAGACCAACUAAUUAGCCGCGAUCAAUUGCUUUCCUGCAUUUGAAUUUAUCGUUGAUCGUUUCAACGAAACUUCUGUUGAGUGUUGUCAUUGUUUACAAACACCUCCAUUUCGUUUUGGCCGCCAACGUUUGUAGAAAAGCCACCUUUGCAUGGCAGUAAUCUUGCCUCAAAAUGCUCAUUUGAUUUCAGCAGUAGUUGCACAUAAAUUAUCCGUUCCGGAAAUUGGGGCGGUGGGGUAUCGUAGAGGGACUACUUGCCCGGCCAUUGAAAAUGGGGGGGGGGCUGUCAUGAUGUGCCAUCGAUAUGAUGACGAGGGUGAUGCUCACGAUACCCAUGUACAUCUGUAACAUGUAGGCCCUAUUAUUUCUCCAGAAUCUUUAAAACAACAUAUUUAUGGUUAUGUUUGAUUGUUCUCCCUUUUCUGAGUGCUGGUGGGUACACUGUGGCUGUUUGGAGUCCAGAAACCUCCUUACAAUCCACCUUAACCUUUUCUCUUCACGAAUGGAUGAUGAUUCUAAAGUAUGGGGGAUAUGUAGCCCCAUCUCAUUAUGAAGUAACGAAAGAAAGUGGGUCAAUUCGGGUUGAUCUGUGCCAUUGUGGAUGAAGUAAACAAGAACUGUUAGGUUGGUUGUCGCCAAGUAAAAUCUAUAAAACUACAAAAGAAAAAAAACAAUUUGCUGUAUAAAGUUUGGGGCCUGCCCCUUUUCGUUUGUUAAAAUAGCUGUAGUUGCGACGGGAAAUAUACGAGGGAUGAGGGAAGACAAUCCUUGUAGUUUUUUAAAAUAUUUUUUUUAGCAUAGUUGCUUAAUUAAUUAGCAUUUAUAAGUUGUUUAUUUGUUCAAUUUUUAGAAGGUGUUCCUUUAGAAUUUUGUUUCUUGUAAAAUCCCUGUUAGAUGUAAUAUUACAGUUUUGUAUGUUAGCACGUGGUGAAAGCAACUUCCGUAUUUAUUAAAAGAAAAAAAAAACUAAUGUAAGGUUUUGUGACUGAAAAAUCGUGCAUCCCCGA
Acanthaster planci (crown-of-thorns starfish) is the source of this 1806-nucleotide messenger RNA. RefSeq names its product hematopoietic prostaglandin D synthase-like. Lineage: Eukaryota; Metazoa; Echinodermata; Asteroidea; Valvatida; Acanthasteridae. The record is from RefSeq and is a predicted model, not a curated record. Gene Ontology annotation, molecular function: glutathione transferase activity. Gene Ontology annotation, biological process: glutathione metabolic process.